AUGUCUCCGAGUUCAAGUACAGACGUGUCGCACGCAGACCCCGAAGAAAAGGCCCAGAAAGCCCCCGAAAUUCCCUCUAGCAAUAAGAGCGACGACGAACUCGAUCGCAGCAAAUCUGAGGAUGUGACUUAUGCUCCGAUUACCUCGCCCGGUACCCACGACGAAAGCAGCGCACCACUCCAGAGACAAAGCUCGAAUGCGUCUAAAUCAGUGAAGUCCCUGGAACGCAGUUGGUCAUUGAAUGACGGCGUUAGUAUUGGCGGCCAUGAAGUCAACGAGGCUGCGGUGCCGAACGAUGAUGCAGCGUAUAUUGUGGGCUGGGAGGAGAACGAUCCUAUGAAUCCGCGAAAUAUGAGCAAAGCCCGACGGUGGUUGAUUACCAUAAUUGUUUCCAUGGGAUCACUUUGUGUGACUUGCACCUCUUCGAUGUAUACCACGACAUAUGCCCAAAUGAUGAGUGAAUUUGGGUGUUCGCAGGAAGUUGCGACUCUUGGAUUGUCGUUUUUUAUCUGGGGUCUUGGAAUUGGUCCGCUGUUUUUGAGUCCGUUAUCUGAGUUUUAUGGCCGCAGAAACAUUUACAUUGUUUCGUUCUCGCUGUUUCUCGUGUGGCUGAUUCCAAGCGCCGUGGCUAAGAAUACCGAGACCAUGCUUAUCUCUCGGUUCUUCAAUGGACUGUCAGGCAGUGCCUUUUUGAGUGUUGCUGGAGGUACCGUCGGUGACAUGUUUGAUCGCCAUGAACUUGCCUUUCCUAUGAUGCUCUACACUGCGAGCCCAUUUGUUGGGCCCGAAGUUGGUCCUCUGGUUGGCGGCUUUAUCAAUACAUUUACCACAUGGCGAUGGACGUUCUAUGUGCUUCUGAUUUGGACAGGGGUGCUGCUUGUCUCAAUGAUAUUAUUGGUCCCGGAGACGUAUCACCCAGUACUUUUGAGGCGUAAGGCGCAAAAGCUGCGCCAGGAAACCGGAGAUGACCGGUGGAAAGCCCCAAUUGAAAAAAUGCAGCGCUCUGUGGCACGGACGGUUGUGCGCUCGAUGUAUAGACCCGUAUUACUCUUGACAUUGGAGCCAAUGUGUCUAUGUCUUUGCAUUUUCUCAGCCAUCCUAUUGGGUAUUCUGUAUCUCUUCUUUGGUGCUUUCCAGCUAGUCUUCGAUGAGGUGUAUGGGCUUGUAAUGUGGCAGCGUGGUCUGUGUUUCCUUGGUAUGUUUGUUGGAAUGGUUAUCGCCAUCCUGACAGAUCCGAUCUGGCGCCGAAACUACGUUCGCUUGGAACGCAACCACGAGAAAGCCACGAACAAGGUCGAUGACUUCCAGCCGGAGUGGCGGCUGCCCCCUGCGAUCCUGGGAGGACCGUUAGUUACUAUAGGUCUUUUCAUUUUUGCUUGGACAAUUUACCCCAAUGUCCAUUGGAUUGCACCUAUCAUUGGGAGUGCUGUUUUCGGUGCAGGGACAAUCCUGGUCUACUCCGGUAUUUUUACAUUCCUGGUUGAUGCAUAUCCAACUUUUGCCGCCAGCGCCCUGGCAGCGAACAGCUUCACUCGGUCAUCUUUUGGAGGCAUAUUUCCACUUUUUGGAAUCCAAAUGUACAACAACCUCGGAUAUCACUGGGCAACUUCCUUGUUAGCGUUCCUGACCCUUGUCAUGACCCCCUUUCCGUACCUGUUCUUUCGGUAUGGAAGCUGGAUCCGGAGUAAGAGCCGAUUUGCGAAAUCACAGACGUGA
This is a messenger RNA of Penicillium coprophilum, 1716 nucleotides long. Its product is annotated as MFS transporter. The record is from RefSeq and is a predicted model, not a curated record. Gene Ontology annotation, biological process: transmembrane transport. NCBI's taxonomy places the organism in Eukaryota, Fungi, Ascomycota, Eurotiomycetes, Eurotiales, Aspergillaceae. Gene Ontology annotation, molecular function: transmembrane transporter activity. The coding region runs from base 1 to 1716 and encodes 571 amino acids. The transcript has 11 exons. Gene Ontology annotation, cellular component: membrane.